Molecule: messenger RNA, 516 nt
Organism: Fusarium mangiferae
Lineage: Eukaryota; Fungi; Ascomycota; Sordariomycetes; Hypocreales; Nectriaceae
Exons: 5
Coding region: 1-516 (171 amino acids)
Source: RefSeq, a predicted model, not a curated record
AUGGCCAACAAGAAGCGCAAACAAAGCCAGCAGCAAGGUCGCUCGUCGACUCGGACAACGCGGACAGAAACCCAGGGACUGCGACUCAACGAACCGAUUGCCAAUCACCAAGCUGAAGCUGACGAGAUACAAGACAUUGAAGCUGGCCAUGGAUACAAAUCCAGUAUUCCCCCUUGCAAGGACUGCAUUGCUGUUAUGGCCUUAGACCCCGAGGAGAAAUGGAGACUUAUGCAUGUCCAGCAAGCUUUAAAAGAAGCAGAAGCGAAGCUCGGUCCGCGAUCCCUUGUCAUUGAUCAAUUAAGACAAGACCAGAUGGAGGCCUGUCGAGCCAUACGCGAACAGACUCUUGAGAAGAAUGUCACCCAGCAAGGGGUCUUCAACGGCGAGGCUUUGCAUCAGCGCAUAAUGAGACUGGAGAGCAAUGCUUUCAGAAGCGGCGACUUGAUGAACAAACGUAUUAACCGCUUGCAAGGAGAAUUGAAUAAGGUGACAGAGCAGAUUGGAGAGGACAAGUAG